UAGGAUAUAAACAAUGAAGAAAUUUGAACAUGUAGAAAAUCAGAUAAAAAAUUUCUAACAUAUGAUUCGCUUAAAAAUUUUAAGAAAAGGAAACCAUUCGAACUAGUGUGUUCUUGUCACCUCCUGUUGUCCAGACGUCUCGUGUUUUGUUUUUGUGUGAAUUUCCAAAAUCCCCACCAUACUACAAAAUGGCAGCCGCGUCUACACAGCUCAUAAAGAAUAGACAGGUCGACAAGAGGGCAUUCGAGGGAAUCAUGGGGAUGUUCUGGAAUGCAGAAGUAAUGAUAACAGACAUCGAACUAGAACCAGCAACUUCCAGAGGAAACAAUUUCAUAUCAGAUGCUUGGAGGGUUAAAUUCGAUCACAAGAAGAGAAGGAGGCCCCAAAGCGUUAGCACAACUAAGGAAGUGCCUGAAUUAUGGGGUAGAAAAUACACUACAAUACGUAGAGAUGAGGUUUACGAUUCGAUUUUUGUAAAAUCGAAACCUGAUAAUGAAGAACACAAUAAACUUAUGCAUACAGAAAUAGCUUUCAAGAAUGAAAUAGCUGCUUAUGAAAAAAUAUUAAUGGCAUUAGAUGUAUAUGCCAGUCAACCUUUACGUUUGCCUACAUACGUACAUGGCAAUCCCUCAAAUAUAAUUCUCGAAGAUAUGGAACUUAAGAAGUUUGAAUCCAUGAACAGAAAAUAUGUCACUUCUUGGGAACAAGUAUGGUCUCCAAUCCAGGAAAUGGCUAAAUUACAUGCAGCAUCCAUCGUUAUGCAAAAACUGAACAAGCCUUAUUUCGAAGAAAUGAUCAAAAACAUUAUUGAAAUUCCGUUGAAUGAAACAAAAAAACUUGCAACGAUGCAAGCUAGUACAAUAGAUACAACUAUUCAUCUCCUUAAAGUGUCCCAUGAACCCAACGCUAAAGAGCACAUAAAAAUAUUGAAUGAAUUGAAAGAAACAGCCUGGGGUAAACAGAGAGAAAUAAUUAAAGAAAAGGUUCCAAUAAUGGUAGUAAACCACGGAAAUUUCUGGAUAAACAAUUUACUAUACCGUAAGAAUAUGGCGAUGGUUCUGGAUUGGCAACAUAUUGUUUACAGUUCGCCAGCAACAGACCUAUGUUUCUUUCUCUACGUUAAUUUUGCCACAGCAUUUUUAACUAAUCAGAGACGAGGCCUUCUAGAUUAUUACCUAAUGCAUUUACAUCAAUCGAUCUAUGAUGUGUGCAUAGCAAGAAAAAUGAGCAUAUCUGACAUAGAUGAGAUGUUGGCGCCUUUAACAUUUGAAUGGAUUGAUAGUGAGAUUAAAAGAUGUAGUUUAUGCGGCUACAUGAUGGCUCAGUGGAUAAACCCCAUCUUCUACUGGAGCGAAGCUGUUUUCGACGUGAUGGUAAAAGUGGGAGGAAUGGAGAAUAUGUCAGUUGAAGAAAGAUUAGAGAAUAUGACUGAUGAACAACAGGAUAGAGUUAUACAAUUGACUAAAAUAUUUAUAAAUGAAUACAACGGAAAUUGAAAAUUGAAAUUAUAUUCUUAAGUGUAAUUUUUAUAUAUGUUUUUAUUCAUUAACUUUGAUAUUUACCGAAUGAUUUUACUAUUAAACUUUAUAUUGUUAGACCGAAAUUCCUGAGAUUUCAUUUAAUUCGUCUUUGAUUAUAUCAAUUUCUCACUGAA
Molecule: messenger RNA, 1654 nt
Organism: Harmonia axyridis
Lineage: Eukaryota; Metazoa; Arthropoda; Insecta; Coleoptera; Coccinellidae
Exons: 4
Coding region: 189-1496 (435 amino acids)
Source: RefSeq, a predicted model, not a curated record